AUGGAAUUAGCAAAUAUUUCCUCAAUAAAAUCAAAUAAAAUCAAUAUUUCUCAAGAACAAAGACAAAUAUUAUUUCGUUGGUGGAUUGUUCUUCCUAUUAUUAUUAUUUCUAUGACAACAGCAACAACUGAUCCAAUUCUUCUUAAUGAUCUUAUGAUUCGACGUUAUCAAUUAGAAUAUGGUCUUGUUAAUACAAGUUCACCAGCAAGUGAAACAGCUUGUAAUGCAGAAGAUCUUCAAAAUGAUUCACAAAUCGUUCAAUUAUCUACCGAAGUACAAAAAUCAGUUAGUCAUUUAAAUAUAAUAAUGGCUGGUGUUGGAGCAUUACCAGCUGUUUUAACAUAUAUAAUUCUUGGUGCUAAUUCUGAUCGUAUUGGACGAAAACCUCUUUUAAUUUUGCCAUGUAUUGGAAGAAUCGUUCGAUUUACUAUAAUAUUAUUACUUGUACAGUUAAAUCUCAGUGAUAUUUGGCUUAUUAUAUCAAAUGUAAUUGAUGGUUUAUUUGGUUCAAAUAGUGUACUUCUAUUAGGAGCUAUUGCUUAUAUAACUGAUUGUACAACAGAAAAUCAACGAUCACGUGCUAUGUUAUUAGAAGAAGCAGCAGUUGCUCUAACGCGUAUAUUUCCUUUAUUAGGUAUUGGCUUUUGGUUACAACAUCAUGGUUAUACAUUACCCAUAUCAAUUAAUUUAGGUUUAAAUAUAGCUGCAUUAAUCUAUAUAAUACUUAUUCAACCUGAAUCACGUGGUAAUAAUAAUCGAAAAAUUUCUUAUUUAUUAAAACAAAUAAAACAUAUACGUUUAUCACCUAUACAUGGUACAUAUAAAGUAUUUUUAAUAAAACGUACUGAAAAUAAUCAACGAACAAUUAUAUUAUUAACAUUAACACAAAUUAUGUUAUUUAUUAUUUUAUUUGGUUUUGUUAGUAUUCAUCCACUUUAUCUUUAUGGAAAACCAUUAUGUUUUAAUAUAUUAGAUUUAGCAAUAUUAACAAGUGCACAAUUUUCUUUAAUGAUAUUUAUAUCAAUUAUUCUUAGUUUAUGGCAAAAUAGAUUUACUAAUUCAUUAUUAUUACCAUUUAUUGGAAUAUUAAUGUAUAUUAUACAUUUAGUUCUUUUUGGAUUAGCUCGUACUAUUUGGUUUCUUUAUCUUGCUGUAUUUAUUGGAUGUUUAUUUUUUGUUGUUAUGGCUGUAUUACGAUCACAUUUAACAAAAUUAGUUAAUGAUAAUGAAUAUGCACUUGUUUUUAUUGCAACUGGAAUAGUUGAAACUAUUGGAUCAUAUGUUAUUGGAAUUAUUACUAAUGUAAUAUAUGCUCGAACAAUUGAAAUAUAUCCUGGUAUAAUUUUUUUUAUUUUAUCAGGCAUUGGACUUAUUCCAUUAGGUAUUAAUGGAUUUCUUCUCAUAUGGCCAUUAUAUAAACGAAAAACAAUAACUGUGAUAAUUAAUGAAGAAAAUUUAAGAAGUACAACAUGUAAUAAUUCUAUUAUUGAAACAAAACUUUAA
Messenger RNA from Rotaria sp. Silwood1, 1503 nucleotides. The record is from the annotation of a GenBank genome assembly. Lineage: Eukaryota; Metazoa; Rotifera; Eurotatoria; Philodinida; Philodinidae.